Messenger RNA from Pristis pectinata (smalltooth sawfish), 971 nucleotides. RefSeq names its product transcriptional repressor scratch 2-like. The record is from RefSeq and is a predicted model, not a curated record. NCBI's taxonomy places the organism in Eukaryota, Metazoa, Chordata, Chondrichthyes, Rhinopristiformes, Pristidae. Gene Ontology annotation, biological process: regulation of DNA-templated transcription. Bases 99 to 971 code for a protein of 290 amino acids. The transcript has 2 exons. Gene Ontology annotation, molecular function: DNA-binding transcription factor activity, RNA polymerase II-specific; RNA polymerase II cis-regulatory region sequence-specific DNA binding.
CUGAAUCCAGAACAAGGAAUAACACUCGAGGGGGUUUCGAACAGCAUUUUGGAUUUUUUUUUUGUUUUUUUUUAAUUUUCUAUUUUUUUAAAAGAAAAAUGCCUCGAUCUUUCCUCGUUAAGAAGGUGAAAUUGGAUGAUUUCCACUCUUCCUCUGCAGUCUCAGCUUCAGAACAUCACCUUGAUAACGCGUAUGCAAUAACCAAGUCUAUUACAGACUCUGUAGGGAGCUUAGGGCUCCGGGUCACGGAGAACGGGUACAUCCACAGUUAUAUCAGCCCAUCAGUGUACGAGAGCGGAGCGGAGAGGCAGAGUGGUCUCGGGACCCCCGACCCUGUCUAUACCAAAGUCAACGAGGUGUAUGGAGACCCCGAGGGGCUGGAGCCCGACAGCCCGCAGUCGGGGCUCACCACCGGCUACUUCAGCGGGGAGGCGGCGGUCAGCGAGGGCUACAGCAUGGACGCCUUCUUCAUCACGGACGGCCGGUCGAGGAAGCGGCCCGAGAGCGCGCCGCGGGAGCGCGCCCAGCGCCACACCUGCAGCGAGUGCGGCAAGACCUACGCCACCUCGUCCAACCUCAGCCGGCACAAGCAGACCCACCGCAGCCUGGACAGCAAGCUGGCCCGCAAGUGCCCCACCUGCUCCAAGGUCUACGUCUCCAUGCCCGCCCUGGCCAUGCACGUCCUGACCCACGACCUCAAGCACAAGUGCGAGACCUGCGGCAAAGCCUUCAGCCGCCCCUGGCUGCUGCAGGGACACGUCCGGUCCCACACGGGGGAGAAACCCUUCGGCUGCGCCCACUGCGGCAAGGCGUUCGCCGACCGCUCCAACCUGCGGGCUCACAUGCAGACGCAUUCAGCCUUCAAGCAUUUCCGCUGCAAGCGCUGCAACAAGACAUUCGCCCUCAAGUCCUACCUGAACAAGCACUACGAGUCUGCCUGUUUCAAGGGAUCGCAGGAGGGAGAUUCCUGA